Molecule: messenger RNA, 3528 nt
Organism: Stegastes partitus (bicolor damselfish)
Lineage: Eukaryota; Metazoa; Chordata; Actinopteri; Pomacentridae
Product: methylcrotonoyl-CoA carboxylase beta chain, mitochondrial
Exons: 12
Coding region: 36-1754 (572 amino acids)
Biological process (GO): L-leucine catabolic process
Cellular component (GO): mitochondrion; methylcrotonoyl-CoA carboxylase complex
Molecular function (GO): methylcrotonoyl-CoA carboxylase activity
Source: RefSeq, a predicted model, not a curated record
UUGUGAUUGGCCGUAGUGCAGUGGACACAACAGACAUGCACCGCUGCAUCACCAGGUUUGCUGAGCAGCACUGGCAUUGUUCGGUCCGCUGUAUGAGCUCUGCAGCAGGGAAGAGAAGAGCUCUGCCCAGUGCCUUCCCAGUGUUGGACCUGCCCCUCAAGCCCAUCCACCAAAGUGUGUUUGAAGCAAACCUCCGAAACAGCAACGCCUGCCGUAAGAAGUACACAGAGUUCAGUGAGAAGUUGAAGGAAGGUGGAGGGAAGAACGCCAUAGCCAGACACACUCAGAGAAACAGGAAGUUGCUGGUCAGGGAUCGGCUCCGACUCCUGUUGGAUGAUGAGGACUUCUUGGAGCUUUCGCCUUUUGCCGGUUUGGGUCUUCCGUACGGCGACAUCCCAUCAGCCGGCUGCUUGACUGGCAUCGGGAGGAUCAAUGGCCUUUGGUGUGUGUUCAUUGCCAAUGAUGCCACAGUGAAAGGUGGCACAGCAUAUCCAAUUACAGUGAAAAAGCAGCUACGAGCACAGGAAAUAGCUAUCCAAAACCGCCUGCCUUGUGUCUACGUGGUCGACUCAGGAGGGGCUUUCCUACCGCUGCAGUCAGAGAUCUUUCCUGAUAAGAACCAGGGAGGAAGGACGUUCUACAAUGAAGCCAUCAUGUCUGCCAUGAAGAUCCCCCAGGUGUCAGUGGUGUGUGGCUCGUGCACGGCGGGUGGAGCUUACAUCCCAACUAUGGCGGAGGAGGCAGUGAUGGUGCACCGGAUAGGAACCAUAUUCUUAGGAGGACCGCCACUUGUCAAAGCUGCUACAGGAGAAGAAGUGACACCAGAGGAACUGGGAGGAGCCACGCUUCAUUCAGAGGUGAGUGGCUGUGUGGACCAUUUUGCCUUGGAGGAGAAGGAGGCGUUUGAUUACACUAGAAACAUCAUAUCCACACUAAACUUCAAAUUGCCUGAGGAAGAAGAGGAGACGGAGAAAAGGAAAGCAGAGGAGGAGACGCUGUAUAGUUCAGAUGAGCUUGUGGGGCUCGCUCCAAAGGAAUACAACUACAGUCUGGACGUUAAACUGGUCGUCAGUCGACUGACAGACGGGAGCCGCUUCCAGGAGUUCAAAGCUCGUUAUGGAACCACACUCGUCACAGGCUUUGCAAAGAUCCAUGGCCACCUGGUGGGGAUAGUAGCCAACAAUGGAGAGCUGACAUACCAGGCUGCACUGAAAGGAAGCCAUUUUGUCCAGUUGUGUGACCAGAGAGACGUCCCCCUCCUCUUCCUCCAGAACACAGCACCUACAGCAGCUCUGACACUGGCCACAAAACAGGCAGAGAUAAAUAGUAACCGUCUGAAGGCUCAGGGUUCAAUGAUGUCUGCAGUGGCAUGUGCCUCCGUCCCCAAAAUCACCGUGGUGAUUGGUGGUUGCCACGGUGCCGACAGCUACGCUAUGUGUGGACGAGCAUUUGAGCCGAACUUUCUGUUCCUGUGGCCCAACGCCAGAGUGUCAGUGACAGCUCCGGGUCACGCUGGCUCUCUGCUUCCCCAUAACAGUGAGCAGGAGGAAGAGCAGGAGAAGCAGGAGGAGAAACUGAACAGGAGGUUAAAGGAGGAGAGCUCAGCUUUCUUCUCCUCCGGCAGGCUGUGGGACGAUGGAGUCAUUCUGCCUCAGGACACCAGGAAGGUUCUCAGAGACACCCUGGACAUCAUCAAACAGCAGCAGUAUCAGUUGUCCACAGGAAAAAUGCAAUCAGCACUUCUCCGUAUAUAGUGGCUCUCUAUCCGUCUCUGGACACGCCGAGACGACAGCAUAUGUCUGUCACUUAGUUUAAACUGCUGCUGCUAUUGGACCAACAGUAAUUUGACUUGGACUGGGAGCAGUUCUGAGUUUGGUCUGAUUUGUAUAAACUUGUAAUAAUUUAAUCUUCAAUGUCUUGAGCAGGAACUUCAGGGUCUCUGAUUUUUAGACCAGGAAAGAUCAAGUAUUUAUACAAUUUACUGACAUUUUUUGCUGUUUAUAUGUUUUUACAAGGAUAACUGUGUACUGUACAUGUAGACAUUGAGUCAAAACAUGCUAAAGAGUCCUGGAAAAACCUGCAACUGUACGUCAUUAAGUUUUUUUCUUCAACGCCACUUUUUCAUGAAGUCUCGGGACCCUGAAGGUUCACUGCAUCGUGACCAGCAGACAGAUAUCUACUGCUACAAUACAGGAAAGAUUUGUUACUACAAGCAACAUUUGGACUUCAGCCUUAAAUCAUCCAUCCAUUAUCUAUACACCACUUAAUCCUCAUUUGGGGGGGGGACGGCAGCUGGAGCCUAUCCCAGCCGACUCAGGAUGAAGGCCUGGGACACACAGCCCUAUUGCAGGGCUGCACUUACAUACAGACAACCACUUUACACCUACGGACAAUUUAGAAUCACCAAUUAACCCCAACAUGUUUUUGGACUUGUGGGAGGAAGCCGGAGAACCCUGAGAGAACCCACGCUGCACGGGGAGAACAUGCAAACUCCACACAGAAGGAUCCCAGGUGUCCUUACCGGGAUGCUCUAGCUGCGAAGUGACUGUGCUAACCACUGAGCCACCUUGUAGCCCUUGACAAAAAUGAAUUAAAAAAAUAAUAAUGUGGACUGUACAACUUUUCAUGAAUGCUCAAUCAGUUCUGAAAGUUGAACUGAAUUAACUGUUAUCAUGUUUGUGCCUCAGUAUUUCAUGUUGAAAUCAUUCUGUGUUUUGUUUUGUAUUAUGGUAAUAUACAACUUCAUACAGUUCAGAAAAUAGAACUAGUUGUCUUUUGCAUUUGCAUUUAUUGCGUUAAUCUGUGCGAAUGAGGAUCUACUUCUACACGAUUCCAGAUUCUGAAUCAGUGACAUGAUGAACAAUAACAGUAAAAAGUUCAAGAUUUUAUUGAUUUAUGCUUCUGAGAUAUUGUUGUUUAAUGUAUACUCAAAUUUCUAUGUGCAAAAGACAAGGUGAAAGUUGCGCAACAGGCAUAUGUGUGUGUGUGUGUGUGAAAAUACUUCAUCAGUUUUCACUGAUAAAAUGUAGAACCUAUAAAAGAAGAUUGAGAGUCAGAAAACCUGCUUCAACAUCAGCACUCAUUAACUUCUGAAUGAUAGAACGAUGAGUGUUUUCAACAAUAUUUUACAAUAUCAUCAGCAUACAAGCUGAUCUGAAAAUGUUGUGAAUGAUGCCUGAGAUGCUGAUGGACUGGAAAACCAGUGUAUCAGUGAGAUUAUUACUGUUAUUAUUACAGUGAAUUAGGAACUUUUAACUCUGUGUGUGUGUGUGUGUGUGUGUGUGUGUGUGUGUGUGUGUGUUCAGUGAACUGCAUCAGUCAGUUCAGUUUCUGUUCAGUCUGACUGAGGGAGGUUUUUGUACGACGCUUUUUCACUGUGUGAACACCCACUGACUGUUGAUGUAAUGGACACUCUGACAGUAAUAAACUGCUGCAUCUUCAGUCUGGACUCCACUGAUGGUCAGAGUGAAGUCAGAGUUUGAUCCACUGCCUGUAAAACGAGCUGGAAUCCCUGAAUCUCUGGUGCUA